This is a messenger RNA of Adineta ricciae, 525 nucleotides long. The record is from the annotation of a GenBank genome assembly. Lineage: Eukaryota; Metazoa; Rotifera; Eurotatoria; Adinetida; Adinetidae.
AUGGUAACAAACAUCAACAGUUCGUCGAAUGAAUUGAUUAAAUUACCAUCUGAAUUAAUUAAUAUUGUCUGGGGAAAUGAUAUUGAAAUGUCGAUAUUUGAACGAUGGUCUCAAUCAUUUCAAUUUUCUAUUGAUGAACCAUCAGCAUUUAUUCAACAUGAAGGUGGACCUUGUUCUGUUUUAACAACAGUUCAAGCACAUCUAUUAAAUGAAUUAAUCUUUUGUUCACGAUGUAAUGAAAAUUGGCGACAAGCAUCAUCAGAUGAAAUCGAUCUUCAUUUUCUAAAUGCACUUGUAUCAAUUCUUCAUUUAUUAUCAUCAUCCAAUAAAAAAAUCUAUUUGGCAAAUUUCUCCAAUGAUAAACCUUCUUAUACAGUUAAAGAAUUUCAUGAGAAAAUUCAAUUUUCUCUUUGUCAAUCCAAUAUUGAUUUGAAACAACAAAUUUUCUCACGUCUUCAAAUGUGGAAAAAUUCUUAUGGUGUUUUACUUUUUUCUUUAUUCAUGUUUAAUGACAAAAACAAUUGA